UCUCAUCCAGCAACGUCACCCGUAGUUUACCCUUGACACAUUACUUACAUCCUAUUUGUGAAACAUUUCCCAGGGCUUUUCUAAUCCAGUUGAUCUAAACUGACUGUGCGAAAAAGCCAUCAUCAUCAAAAACCCACAAGAGAAAAAAAAAGGUAAAGCCAAACGGACAGAAAAAAAAAAAGGAACCACCGCCAAAUUUUUUUUUUUUUAAAAAAAAACUUCAAACGAACAACCCACACAUUUUCUUCUUCGUUUUUGCAUUUCUUGCAUCUACAUAUUGCAUAUUAUUAAUAGACUCUCGAGACAUACUUACGGUUACAUAUAUCCGCCACUAUAUCGCUACAUUACACUCAUCCAUCUUCAUAAAACACAUCCACAGCCACAUAUUAUAAACUACAAACUAAAGCAUGACAUCAAUGGAAGGAGUGGUCCAAGGAACCGACAUGGAUAACCAUGCCGCUACGAAACAGCAUCAACAGCAGAUAUACAACACGGGCAAGCCGAACCUCAAGGAGAAUGACAGUCAAGUGUUGACCAAGAAAAUAUCAAGACACAGUGAUAAGGACACCACCACCAAGGGAAAAUACACACUUAAUGAUUUCCAGAUCUUACGAACACUAGGAACCGGGUCAUUCGGGCGAGUGCAUUUAACACGAUCAGUACAUAAUGGGAGAUUCUACGCCAUGAAGGUAUUGAAGAAAGAACGAGUAGUUAAUAUGAAACAAGUGGAGCACACCAAUGACGAACGGAAAAUGCUCAAGUUACUGCAGCAUCCAUUUAUAAUAAGAAUGUGGGGCACAUUUCAAGAUUGUCAUAAUUUAUUCAUGAUAAUGGAUUAUAUAGAAGGAGGAGAAUUGUUUUCAUUACUAAGAAAGUCCCAACGGUUCCCAACACCUGUGGCCAAGUUUUACGCUGCCGAGGUGUUUUUGGCCAUUGAAUAUUUGCAUAAUCUAGACAUCAUAUAUCGAGAUUUGAAACCCGAGAAUAUCUUGUUAGAUAAGAAUGGUCACAUCAAAUUGACUGAUUUUGGAUUUGCCAAAGAAGUUACCGAUGUCACCUAUACCUUGUGUGGUACACCAGAUUAUAUUGCCCCUGAAGUAGUUGCAACCAAACCAUACAACAAAUCGGUGGAUUGGUGGUCUUUUGGGAUAUUAAUAUUUGAAAUGUUAACAGGUUACACUCCAUUCUACGAUCCAACGCCAAUGAAGACCUAUGAAAAUAUCUUGAACGGUACCAUAACCUACCCUGAUUAUCUUCCUCCAGAUAUCCUCGACUUGUUACAGAAAUUAAUUGUCAAGGAUUUAACGCAAAGGCUUGGUAAUUUGCAAGGUGGAUCUGACGAUGUCAAGAACCAUCCCUGGUUCAAAGAAGUUAUUUGGGAACGAUUGUUAUCACGAGACAUAGAAACACCUUACGAACCACCAAUCACUUCUGGAAUUGGCGACACUUCUCAAUUUGAUAGAUAUCCCGAGGACAAGGAUCUUGAUUAUGGAAUCAGUGAUGUGGCUGAUCCAUACGGAGAAUUAUUUCAAGAUUUCUAGAUACUUUUCAUUUUCAUUUUCUUUCUUCCAUUGUAUAAUUUGUGCAUUAUAUAUUACUUUUUACCUACGAACACGCCUCAGUAGACGUCAUCCAAUCACUCUUUAAGAACUCAUCAACACUCAUACGGCGUUUAGGAUCAACGUCUAGCAAUUUGUAAAUAAUCAACACUCGGAGUUCAUUCAAUUCAUCACCUUCUUCUUCUUCUUCUUCCUCUUCCCCAUUU
Spathaspora passalidarum NRRL Y-27907 is the source of this 1765-nucleotide messenger RNA. It is a transcript of the gene TPK1, whose product is annotated as cAMP-dependent protein kinase catalytic subunit TPK1. Gene Ontology annotation, molecular function: ATP binding; cAMP-dependent protein kinase activity. Gene Ontology annotation, cellular component: nucleus; cAMP-dependent protein kinase complex. Bases 408 to 1541 code for a protein of 377 amino acids. Lineage: Eukaryota; Fungi; Ascomycota; Pichiomycetes; Serinales; Debaryomycetaceae. Gene Ontology annotation, biological process: peptidyl-serine phosphorylation. The record is from RefSeq and is a predicted model, not a curated record. The transcript has a single exon.